This is a messenger RNA of Jatropha curcas, 808 nucleotides long. RefSeq names its product thymocyte nuclear-like protein. The record is from RefSeq and is a predicted model, not a curated record. NCBI's taxonomy places the organism in Eukaryota, Viridiplantae, Streptophyta, Magnoliopsida, Malpighiales, Euphorbiaceae. Gene Ontology annotation, cellular component: nucleus.
AACUGUACGAUUCCCGCCAUUAGUGAAACCCAACUUUCCCUUCAACAACAGAAUCCCUAAAUCAACAACAGGGCCCACAACACCAAAUCACACAAAACCUUUCUGCAAUCCUUAAACUGAAAAACCAAAUCUCAAAAAUGGGCAAAGAAAAGCAAUAUUGGCUGCUCAAAACUGAGCCAGGAGAAUGGUCAUGGGAAGAUCAAGCUUCUAAUGGAGGCAUAACCAAUUGGGAUGGAGUUAAAAACAGGCAAGCUAUAAAAAACCUCAAAGCCAUGAAACUUAAUGAUCUUUGCUUCUUCUACCACUCCGGUGCUAGUGCUCGCCGUGUUGUUGGUGUUGUGAUUGUUGUUAAAGAAGGGUAUCAGACGGAUGAUGAUGAGGUAGUUGUUGAUGUUAAGGCGGUUGGGGAGAUGAGAAGGCCUGUAGACUUGAAAGAAAUGAAAGGAGAUGAAAGGAUGAAGGGUUUUGCUUUGUUUAGGCAGCCUAGGCUGUCGGUUGUGCCAGUUUCCAAGGAAAUUUGGGAGAAAAUCUGUGAGUUGGGAGGUGGGUUUGAAGGUGAUGGGAAUGACAAUGGAGAAGAAGAUUAGGUGGUUUGGUUGCAAUCUGGGUGCUUUUUGUUUGUUUUGUUUUUUUGGGUCUCGUUACAAUGUAUUAAGUUAGUGUUUUGUCACUUUUCUAAAAAAUGGUAAGGUACUAAGGUAGGGCCUUCUGUUACUAAUGCUGUUUAUUACUUGUAUAUAUAAAGAAGUUGUUAUCUUCUUAUUGAAAAUUGUGGGGGUUUAUGAACUGAAAAACACAAUUAAGGUUA